AUGUGUGGGCGAGGGCCUGGGUCAGGACGCAGACUGCCCUGGGAUGGGGCAGACCGUCUGGACUCGCCUCCCACCACUCUGCCCGCUGCACCCCUCCCCGCUGGGCUGGGAGCAGGGAUCCCCCAGGCUCUGGGAUCCAGCGAGAUGGCACUUGUCUCUGCUUCCGGGGACCGCGUGCAGGGAGUGGGGGCCGGAUCUGAGCUGAACCUUUUGGAUGGAGGAGUGGAGCCCUGUGGAGGUGGUUGCAGCCCUGCAGGCCAGCCCCCGGGUCCGCCCUGGAAGCCCCACGGAGCCCGCCCAUUGGGUCAGCCUGCAGGAGCCAGCAAGAUCCCCGAGCACUUCUCACUUUCCAGCUUUUCACCAAGUACCUGCCCCUUUCAGCAGAAAGGGGGCCAAGGGUCAGGGUGGUUCUGA
Rangifer tarandus platyrhynchus (Svalbard reindeer) is the source of this 414-nucleotide messenger RNA. The record is from the annotation of a GenBank genome assembly. NCBI's taxonomy places the organism in Eukaryota, Metazoa, Chordata, Mammalia, Artiodactyla, Cervidae.